This is a messenger RNA of Poecile atricapillus (Black-capped chickadee), 6396 nucleotides long. It is a transcript of the gene AKNA, whose product is annotated as AT-hook transcription factor. Lineage: Eukaryota; Metazoa; Chordata; Aves; Passeriformes; Paridae. The record is from RefSeq and is a predicted model, not a curated record. The transcript is spliced from 21 exons. Bases 435 to 4499 code for a protein of 1354 amino acids. Gene Ontology annotation, biological process: neuroblast delamination; neuroblast division in subventricular zone; epithelial to mesenchymal transition. Gene Ontology annotation, cellular component: centrosome.
AUUAUGCCAAUGAGGACCCCUCAGCCGCGCCUCUGAUUGGCUGCCAGCAGCGGGACAUGCAAAUAAAGGGUGGGCGGGGUUUAUGCUAACGACCUCCCGCUCCGCGCGCGGAUUGGCGGAGCGCGGCGGGUAUGCUAAUGAGAGGAGGCCACGCCCCCUGACGCCGCGGGCCGCGCUUUUGUCCGGCGGGGCCGGGCCGGGGCUGGAUCGGGAUCGGGACCGGGGUCGGGAUCGGGACCGGGAUCGGGAUCGGGACCGGGUCCGGGAUCGGGAUCAGAACCGGAGCCGCCCAGCGCCGGCCGAGGAGGCGCCGGCCGGGCCCUCCCUACAGGACGCGGCGGCGAUGCUGUGACCUACAUUUGCGACAAGGAGGUCCCCAGCCCGCCGCCACCGCCGCCGGGCCAUGAAGCGACACAAGUGACGGGCCCGUGGCCAUGGCCAGCCCGGCACCAUGGCUGCGCUGGACACAAACAGAGCUGCCGCGCCCGCGGGCCGAGCAGGAGGAGGAGGAGGAGGAGGAGGAGGAGGAGGAAGACGACUUUGAAAAGCGGAUGGACGAGGAUGGGGUCAUCGGCCUGGGGGAGGGUGCCAGGAGCCCACCGUGGGGUGACAGUGAGGACCUGGAGGAGGGGUCCCCGGCAGAGGAGGGGCGCUGGCAGCCGCGGCAGGACCCGGCCGAGGAGGAUGAGGAGCGGGGCAGCUCCGGGGGGGACGAGGGGACCUGGGGGGCGGAGAGCGAUGGGGAGCCCUACCCCGAGCUGUCCCCGAGGCGCCGCUGGGGCUCGGGCUCCAGCGGCAGCCCCGAGGCGUUGAGGGACAGCCGGGCUCUCUGCCAGCCCCGGGGCUGCAGCACGGACGGGGGGGACACCUCGGGGCUGUCGGACACCAGCCCUGGCCCUGCCACCCCGUCCCGCCAGCCCCGGGGCUGGGGCACGGCCGGGGACACCCUCGGGGGGCACAGGCAGGAGUGGACCCCGAGACGGAGCCUCCCCCUGCACCUCUCCACCGCUGACCCCAGCCCCGAGCGUGUCCCCGAGCCCCAGAAAGCUGGCACAGGGAUGCCAGCCCCCGCCACCGCUGGCUUGGCACCCACCGGACACCCCCAGGGCGCCGGGAAUCCCUCGGCACUUCAAGGGCACGACAGAUCCCGAGUGCCCAAAAAAGCCGCGCCCGCGGUGGUGCCCCCCAAGCCCGCCCGGCAGUCGCGGUCCCUGAGCCCCCGGAGGCGAACGGGCGGCAAGGGAACGAGGGAUCCCCCGGGAACGGGCACCGAGGGCACCCAGUACGGCCGAGGGCGCCUCAACCACCCCCUGCCCGACCUCUCCAAGGUGGAGGCGCGGGUGAAGUUCGAUCAGAGCUAUCGCCCACCCCGGGGCCGGGUGCUGCCCGCCCGUCCCCGCGGCCCCGGCGGCCCCAUCGGCUUCAAAUCCCCGGCAGAAAUCGUCCGGGAGGUGCUGCUGAGCAGCGGGGAGGGGGUGUCCCCGCAGCCCCCCAGCACGGCCGGGCUGCCGCAGGAGUUCAGGUCGCCCAGACAAGCCACGGCGCUGGUGCAGCAGCUGCAGGACGAUUACCACAAGCUGCUGACCAAGUACGCCGAGGCUGAGAACACCAUCGACCAGCUGCGCCUGGGCGCCAGGGUGAGCCUGUUCUCCGAGCCGCCGCAGCCCAGCCGCAGCCUCGCCGUGGGCACCGUGGCCACCGGGAGCCGAGUGAUGACCCUCAGCAUCCCGCAGGCACGGACAGCGGCUUUCGGCACGGCCACAGCCCCGGCCUCGCCAGGGGCAGGUGAGUUGAUCCAUGUCCCCUGGCCGGCUCACCGCCCUCCUGGCCCGCUUUUGGAGGGCGCUCCCCCACAGCCCCUUCCCCACGCGGCUGCCGUGUCACUUGUCGUGUGUUUUCUCGCCGCUGCAGCCCCAUCAGAGCCGGAGGGUUCCCCCCAACCUCGCUCCCCUCCUCUGCCCGGGGGGGGCUGCCCCACCUGUCCCACCUGCCCCGGGCCGUGCUGCUGCCCCGGGCCCCGGCUCACCCGGGCACUGGCGGGGCAGAGCCGCAGGCUGCAGGCACAGGUGGAAGCUUUCGAAAGCUGGACGCGUGCAGGGACCCUCCCAGCCCCGGAGCAGCUCCAGAGGAUGAGGAUGCUGAAGGACGCGCAGGAUGCGCUGGAGCGGGAAUACCUGCGGGGCCGGCAGCAGCUCCCGGAGGCUGCGGGGGGGUUUGAUCCUGACCGGGCGGUGGAAGGGGAGAUUUACCGCCUGGGGCUGCGCCUGGAGGGGCUGAAGGAGCGGCUGGAGCCGGGGGACAGGCGGCAGCCCCUCGCUCAGCCCCCCCCGCAGCCCCGCUGCCCCCCAACCCCGUCCCCACCGCCCGCCUCACGCUCCCCGCACCCCGAGAGCCCUGCGCUGGUGGAGGGUCCUCGGGGGACAUCGGGGGACAGCGAGGGGGUGGCAGGGGGGCUGCCCUGGCCCCUCUGGCACAAGCAGCGCCGAGUGGAGGAGGAUUUUGGGGACCUGCUGGAGCAGUACAAACACUUCAAGUCCUUGCCGGAGUCGCUGAGCCUGGAGCAGCUGAGCCUGGCGGAGAGCGGGUCCCAGGGGGAGGUGGAUGCACCCACCGCAGGGGACAGUGGCCCCAGCAAGGUCCCUGGCAGGACACGGUCACUCGAGGAGGGGCCCAACCUCGAGGCCUUGCCCUUGCACCUCCCGGAGAAAAGAGCUGCCACGCUUUCCCCCAGAGGACCCCCAAACCUGGGGGAGACACGGGGCCACCCCUCCCCUGCCACUGCUGAGGAGCCACCAGCCUCUGCCAAGCCCCCUCUGGUGGUCCCUGGGCCACCACAGGUGCCCCUGUCCCUCCGCAGCAGCGGGACAGGCAGCGCUGCCACCCAGCACGGGCCCCACAAGGAGCAGCGCAUCGUGUCCCCGGAGACCGACAGCGGCUUCGUGGGCUCGGAGGCCAGCAGGGUGUCCCCGCCCGUGCGCACCCCCGAGCAUCAUCCCCCCGGCCCGGGGACUCCGCUGGGACCCUCCGUGCCCAUCCCCAGCAGCCUCCGUACGCCUCGGAAGAGAGAGAAGACCCCACUUCCCUCUGAGACAGCCCUGAUGGGCAUCUACCCCUCGGGGGGCACAGGGGGGCCCCGGCUGCCCCCCAGCAGCCCCUCACAGAGCAGCUCCCCUCCUCGCUGGGCCGAGAGCGCAGGCAGCGAGGUGGGGCCGGACCCCGACGCUGAUGGCACUCGCUCGGACUCGGAGGUGGGAGACAGGAGCUGUGCCAGCGCCGGUGACCACCCCGCAGCCAUGGCCAGGAGCCCAAGCAGCCCCCUGCCAUCCCCCGAAACGCCAUCCCCCACCCUCCUGUCCCCCGACCUGUCAUCCCUCGACCCGGCUCACUGUGACCUGCUGGGCUCCCGUCUGCAGCGAGACCAGGCCAUCCGGGCGCUGCAGGACGAGGUGUGGCGGCUGCGGCGGAGGCUGGAGGAGAGCCUGCACCUCUCCCGCAGCUAUCCCGAGGGAAAAGCCGCUCCCCGAGCCACCCCGGCCAGGAGGCAGCCGGGGACCAGCGGAACAUCGUCCCCACAGGACGCGGCACCCUCGGGGGACCCGAGCCCCGCGGUGCGGGGCAGGGUGGCCCCCGGGGUCACAGCCAGGAGGAGGGAGAGAUCGGCAUCGCUGCCCCGGGACAGGCCAGAGCUGGAGCUCGGUCCAGAGCUCGGCUCCAGCGGAUCCCACCCAGCUUCCCCAUCCUCUGCCGCAGCCUCCGAGUCAGAGCCCUGCCCCGCCGGGCCCCGGGCACCCCCGGCCCUGCGGAAGCACCUUGGGAAGCUCCCGGGGCCGGUGACACUUCGGGGACAGUACACAGGGACACGGUACCAGGCGGGGACACCACGCGCCACCCCGGCACCCCGAGGAGAGCCGGGCACCUCGGGGUGUCCCCGAUGUCACAGGAGCGGGAUGGCAUCGGCUGGAUUUGGGGGAGGCGAUGCCCCCCGGCAGCCCCGGCACAGCACCCUGAGGAGAACAUCCUGCCCCACCUGCCAGGCACCCAUGGGCCCCUCUGUGCCGGGCAGCAGGGACAGAGCCACAGCCGCAGAGCGUGGCCAUGGUGGCUCCUGUCCCCCCCACGCUGGAGAUGAGAAGCUGGAGCAGCCGGGAAUUUGGUACUUGGCAGCCACCCCUGCUGCCACCACCGCCACCGUCUGCCUGGCACCCGUCCCCCUCGUGCCUUACGUGCCCUCCGUGCUCUACUGCUCCCCAGCAGUUCCUACCUCAGCCCCAGCCCUGGCCGGGGUCCCCCUCGGGGUCACUGCAGAGCGUCCCCCCCGGCCCCAGGGCCACCCCCGCUGCCUGAGGCUGGAGCUGGAGGAGCUGGAGGAGCUGAGCCGCUCUCUGAGCCGGGCUGUGGAGGCUGCCCAGAGCGUCAGGCUGAGCACCAGCCGCGUCAGCCGGGCCCUGGCCGCCGAGCUGGGCCGGGCGCGGGGUCUGCGCGGCUCCUGCCUCUUCUGAGGGGCCCCCUGGCACCUCCCAGCCCCCAGGAGGGACAGGAGGAGGAGGAUGGGCCCCUCAGCAUCACCCCUGCCAAAUCUGGGGGCAGCAGGGCUGGAGGUGACUCCUGGAGGUGACUCCUGGAGGUGGCUCCUGGAGGUGGCUCCUGGAGGUGGCUCCUGGAGGUGGCUCCUGGAGGUGGCUCCUGGAGGUGGCUCCUGGAGGUGGCUCCUGGAGGUGGCUCCUGGAGGUGGCUCCGAGGGAUCCUCGCCGCUUGUCCGUCCGUCUGUCCAUUUUCCGGAGCCCCCCAAGCUGCAGGAGGGAGGAAGGCGUGGGCAGAAGUCUCCAGAAUUCCCCAGCACCAUCCCCUGGCACCUCGGGGUGGCCCUGUGGCCACCCCACCCUGAGCACUUGUGGGGAUGCUCUGACCUCGUGUGGGUCGAGCUCCCUUGGCAGCUGUUUUUACCUCUGUGCCUGUGUGGGCAGAAAAACCUGGGGUUCCCUGGGAUUCCCUGGGAUCCCCUGAGAUUCCCUGGGAUUCUCUGGGAUUCCCUGGGAUUCUCUGGGAUUCCCUGGGAUCCCCUGAGAUUCCCUGGGAUCCCCUGAGAUUCCCUGGGAUUCUCUGGGAUUCCCUGGGAUUCUCUGGGAUUCCCUGGGAUCCCCUGAGAUUCCCUGGGAUCCCCUGAGAUUCCCUGGGAUUCCCUGGGAUCCCCUGGAAUUCCCUUGGAUUCCCUAUUCCACCCCUUUCCCAGCCUUUAGGCCUCCUCGGGGGGCUGUGCCCUUGGACUCGAACCCAGCAGGAUCCUCCCUGUGGAAACUUAUUUUUUUGGUGUUUUUUUAUGUGAAUUUUUUAGCUAGUAAGCAGCUAAAUGACUCUUUUGAGUGUUGAUUGAUGAUCUAUAAUGUGUGUGAUAUAUGUGUAUCUAUAAAUGGAUAUAUCCAGAUAUAAACAUAUCUCUAGUUAUGUAUCUAGAGAGACAGAUAUAAAUAGAUCUGUGUACGUACAGAUCUGUAUCUGAUUCUAUAGAUAUAUCCUUCUACAGAUACAUAUAUAUAUAAAUAUACUGGUUUGCACUUCCAGCACAACCCUUAGGGCAUUUGUGGGGUUUUUCUGGCCAUCCACAGCAUCACCCAGGCACAAAAUAAAAUGAAGGAUUUGAGGUUUUCACCCCGGGAUCCUCAGGAAAUCUGGGCUGGUAAAGGAGAAGUCACCUGAGACUGAAGCGGGUGCGGGAGCCCCUGUUCCUCCCAGCUGGGUUUCUAAGGAGUUAAUUCUGAUUUUUUUAGGGAAAAGGAUGUGCUUGGGGCAGCUCUUCCUGGGAUGGGUCCAGCCAAACCCCCCUGCUCCACCCCCAGCACCUCAGCCUGUGUUUAUCUGUAGGACCUACCUGAAGUGCCAGUGUCAAAUUUUAUUUAUUUUUGUUUUUAUUUGGUGUACAAAUACCCACAUUUUGGAGGGAGGCAUCAGUGACUCAGGUCUGGAGCCUUCCAAGCUCCCCCUGAGCCUGAUCCUGAUGUGAGCCCAGAGGGGUUGGGAAUGGGGCUGUCCCCUCCUUUUCUGGGGUGAGAGGGCUGGGUUUGGGGGAUUUUGAAGCGGUUUGGGGGAUUUUGAAGCGGUUUGGGGGAUUUUAAAGCGGUUUGGGGGAUUUUAAAGAGGUUUUCUGUGUCUCCAGUUUCCUCUGCUCAUGUCCACGCCCCAAGCUGGAAGCUGUGACUCCCCCCCAGAUGGGAACGUGUAGAAAAUUUGGGUAAUUAUCCCAAAUGCAGUAGCCAGGACCAAAUGAAGUUUUUCUUUUCCUUGUCCCCUAUUUUUUAAUGCCCAGCAGAGCCACUGGGGUGGUAUUUUGUACGAAGAAAUCACCUAUUUUUGAAGGAAAUAAACGCGGUUCCAUGACUCGUGUGCUGAUUUUUCCUUCCC